CCCAGGGCACUCGGGACUCGGGACUGGCAGGGAUGCACCCCCUGGCACUGCUCGGCGUCCUGGUGGCUCUGAGCCACAGCAUUCUGGCCUCCAAAGUGUGCCCCAGGCCACCAGAAGUGCUGUUUGCCACGAUUAAUGUGGACAAAAAGGUGUAUGAAGUGGGCGAGGAGGUGGAGUACACCUGCCGGCCCGGCUUCCUGCCCAACAACGGGCAGAGGAAGUACACCUGCCUCCCGACGGGCAARUGGGCCUUCAACACCCUGCUCUGCCUCCCAAAGAAAUGYCCCCCUCCUCCACCCCUGCUGAAUGGGAAAAUUGAUGUUCAAGAGUUCCAGUACCAGAGCACUGUAACUUUUUCCUGUGAUCCAGGCUACAACCUCGUUGGGUCGAGAACGAGCCAGUGCAUGGCAGAUGGAAAGUGGACUGGAACCUUUCCACAGUGCCAACCUGUGACCUGUGCACCUCCCUCGCUCCCGGAAUUCUCAGUCCUUUCUUACCGGCGCCURAAUCCUGGGAAUGUUUCUCAUUUCCUGGACACAAUCCUGUUUGAAUGUGUCCCUCCUCUGGCCCUCAUUGGGAACGAGACAGCCACCUGUAUGGCCAAUGGCACCUGGAGCAGCAUUCCAGUGUGCAAGGUUGUCACCUGCCCCACACCAACAGGAAUAGAAAAUGGGUUUGUAGAGUUUGCAGUSCGCAGAACUUACCACUACAACGAAAGUGUCAGCUUUGGCUGCCAGACAAGCUACGUGAUGGAGGGAUCCAAGUUCUCCCGCUGUGAAAACACUGGGAACUGGUCCACAAAGCCAAUCUGCAGAGCCCCGUGUAAAAUACCAGUCAAGAAAGCUGUAGUAUUGUACAAUGGGGAGAAGAAGAAAGUUCAGGAYGACCUGAAGGAUGGAAUUCUGCACGGGGAAACUGUGUCCUUCUUCUGCAAGAACAAGGAAAAAUCCUGUGCCUACACUGUGGAUGUGGAAUGUGUGGAUGGAAACUUCACCCUCCCUGCCUGUUUCAAAGAACGUGGCUUUUUCUCAAGUCUGGUGAAGAAAGACUACUCAGAAAUGAAAGCAUGUGAAGAUGAAGCCUGAAGCAGAGAAAUAACACAGCGCUAAAUUUCUGCCUUGCUCAGAGAGAACAUUUCACAUAUGAGAGGAAAGCUUAGGUCCUGUGAGUGUAAAUUCCCAGGUGAAUUCCAGACUCUGUGAAUGCUUUUYCCUCCCUCCAUCCUAUCCAGUCUCCUCAAGAUAAAACACAAUUUUCCAGYCAUUAACUUCCAUUCUGCUGUCUCUGCUUUCUCCCAAAUCCCUGCAAUACGGCUUCUCUUUCCAUAUUUCCAAUGUUUAUGAGCUGUAAAUGACUUCCUCAAUAGCAGUUGCUUUACAAUAAAGUGAUUUCCAACCA
Malurus melanocephalus (red-backed fairy wren) is the source of this 1398-nucleotide messenger RNA. It is a transcript of the gene APOH, whose product is annotated as apolipoprotein H. The transcript is spliced from 8 exons. Bases 33 to 1085 code for a protein of 350 amino acids. NCBI's taxonomy places the organism in Eukaryota, Metazoa, Chordata, Aves, Passeriformes, Maluridae. The record is from RefSeq and is a predicted model, not a curated record.